Molecule: messenger RNA, 1166 nt
Organism: Vigna umbellata (rice bean)
Lineage: Eukaryota; Viridiplantae; Streptophyta; Magnoliopsida; Fabales; Fabaceae
Product: putative GATA transcription factor 22
Biological process (GO): regulation of DNA-templated transcription
Molecular function (GO): zinc ion binding; sequence-specific DNA binding
Source: RefSeq, a predicted model, not a curated record
AAGAACCCUACCACCCUAUGAUAACUCUCUUUCUCAUUCAUUUCUCACUUCUUCUUCUUCCUUCCCUAUCCCUCUGUACUCUCCACUGUCCAUUACUUUUUCAUACUUCACAUCACACUUUCUCUCUCUCUUUCUCUCCAUAUCCAUGACUCCUUAUUCCCUCCACCCACCACCUCCUUCCUUACAACCUCAAACCCAAAUCUUCAUUUCUUCUAAUAAUCAGGAUUGCCCUACCUUCUUCAACAUCUUUGAUCCAAGGAAAACCAUACAAAUUGGAGGCUUCACACAAAGUUAUCAACAGGAUGAGAAGAUGGUAAUAUUGCAUGAUGGAUCAUCAAGCAAUAAUCUGAAUUCACCUGAGCCAGUUACGGUUGAUCCAAUUAGCAGCAGAAAUGAGGGUAAUUUAGGGUCGUACAGAAUGGACGAAGAAGACAUAAAACACAGUGAUGGGUCUGGGAAAUGGAUGUCUUCAAAGAUGAGGUUAAUGAAAAAGAUGAUGAGAAGGAGCAUGAGUCCAACCUCUGACAGAUUGAAUCCACAAGGGCAAGAAAGCAGAUACAGCCAAAGAAGCCCUCGCAACAGCAGCAGUAGCACCACUAGGGUUUGUUCGGACUGUAACACAAGCACUACCCCACUUUGGAGGAGUGGCCCUAAGGGUCCUAAGUCGCUUUGCAAUGCCUGUGGAAUUAGACAGAGGAAGGCAAGAAGGGCAAUGGCUGAAGCUUCAAAUGGUUUGGUUACUCCCAUAAACUCAGUAUGUGCAAAGACCAGAGUGUACAACAAGGAGAAAAAGUCUCGUGCAAACCAUUUUGCACAGUUCAAGAACAAGUACAAGUCCACUACUACUACUACUGCUGCUUCUGCAGGCUCAUCUGAAGGGCUGAGAAAGAUUGAAUAUUUCAAGGAUUUUGCCAUAAGUUUGAGCAGUAAAAACUCAUCUUUCCAACAGAAAGUUUUUCCACGGGAUGAAGUAGCUGAGGCAGCAAUGCUUCUAAUGGAGUUAUCCUGUGGUUUUGUCCACUGAUAAUUAACUAUGUCUAUGUCUAGUUAGAUAUUUUUGCCAUUUGGUUUUGUUUUUUCACUUUUAUAUAGAAGCAUCUCGUAAUUUCUUUUGUCUGGUUGUGACUUUUGAGCUGUGAAAUCGAGCUGGUGCAUUUGCAGCAGAA